AUGGCGUCCCUCAACCCGUUCCGCGACAUCAACGUCACCGCCUCGGAAACACACUACACCUUCCGCUCGCCGUCGACGCCCGACGCGCCCGCGCUCGUCGUCGCCCGCCCGUCCGGCGACAUCAAGCUGACCGACUCGCCAAAGCCGGGCGGGAAGCGUGUCACCAGCAUCGCCGGCAUCCUGGGCAUCAUCAAGCUGCGACUUGAUAAAUACAUCAUCAUCAUCACAAAGGCCCAGCUGGUUGGGCGCAUCCGCGGCCACAUGGUGUACAAAGUCCUGGCGACCGAGUUCCUGCCCAUGCGCGAGCGCCAGCUGCACGAUGCGGACGAGGACAUGUAUCUAGCGCUACUACGCACGCAUCUGCGGACGGGGCCAAUGUACUUCUCGUACACGUUCGACCUCACAAACAGUUUCCAGCGGCAGUCGGCCGCGGAUCUGGCGGCGCCGCUGUGGCAGAGGGCGGAUGAUAGGUUCUUCUGGAACCGGUAUAUUUCGUCGGAUCUCAUUGACCUGCGGAGCUCCAACCCUGCUGUCGAUCCGUACAUCCUGCCUACGUUCUUUGGCUUCCUCACAAUAGCUACGACCGCAAUCAACUCCACGCCUUGCGCCUUCAUCCUCAUCACUCGGCGCUCCCGGCACCGCGCCGGAACCCGCUACUUCACUCGCGGCCUAGAUGUCACUGGCAAUGCAGGCAAUUUCAACGAAACCGAGCAGAUCAUUGUCCUUGGGGACACCGCCGGGGGUCUCGGGGGUCUCGGCUUCUCCGCCCAGAACUUGUCUCCCGCCAACACCAAGAGCAGCCUCGACAGCGAGCAAGCGCAAGUGUUCUCGCACGUCCAGACCCGCGGUUCCAUCCCCGUCUACUGGUCUGAGCUCAACACCUUGAAAUUCACGCCCACACUGCAAAUCAAAGGCAUCGACCAUGCGCUCCCUGCCGCGCGGAAGCAUCUCAGCGAGCACAUCCGUCUCUACGGCGAAACCCACCUCGUCAACCUGAUCAACCAGAACGGCCGCGAGUCGCACAUCAAGGCCGCCUACGAGUCGGCCGUCAAGUCGCUCACCCCCGCGCCCAUAGAGCACCAAGAGCCCUCCUUUGUGACCCCCGAGCGCUUCCGCGAGAUUGCGCCCACAGGAGCAACCGGCGGCCUGCUCGACAGGCUGUACUACGUCUACUUUGACUUCCACCACGAGUGCCGCAACAUGCAGUGGCACCGCGCCCAGCUGCUCCUCGACAAGCUCCCCCUCGGCGAGCACCGCUACUUCCACUCCAUCGGCAGCGGCCAAAUGGCCUCCGUCAAGUCGUGGCAGACGGGCGUCGUCCGCACAAACUGCAUGGACUGCCUCGACCGCACAAACGUCGUCCAGAGCAUCAUCGCGCGCACAGUCCUCGCCCAGCAAAUGAUCGAUGCCGGCGUCAUCCCGCCCGGCACCAACACCGCCGCCUACACAAGCUUCGAGACCCUCUUCCGCAACGCCUGGGCCGACAACGCCGACGUCGUCAGCCGCGCCUACUCGGGCACCGGCGCCCUCAAGACAGACUACACGCGCACCGGCGUGCGCACAAAGGCCGGCGCCCUCGCCGACGCCUCAAACUCGAUCACGCGCUACAUCCGCAACAACUUUGCCGACGGCCCGCGCCAGGACGCAUUCGACCUCUUCCUCGGCGUGCACCUGCCCUCGCCCUCCACGGGCCCCCUCCGGCUCUUCACCGACCGCAGGCCGGUCCUCAUCCAGGCGGUGCCAUAUCUCCUCGCGGCAGCAGCCUUCUUUCUGCUCGCUGCGCUGCUCCUGCCCCGUGAUGCGGCGGCGGCGCCGCUGCCGAUGGGCGUGUUUGCGCUGUGCUGGCUGUGCGUGGGCGUGUGGGCUGCGGGCUUCGUCGUGCGCUUCGGCGUGCUGUAUGUCAAGUGGCCGGCUCUCAAUCCGCCGCAGUUCUGUGUUGAGGCGACGCUGAAGGCGGGGAGGGAGGCGGAGAGGGAUAUGGUGGUGGGGAGAUGGGUGGUGGGUGGGGAGGGGGCGCAGAAGGGACAUAGAGUGAGGAAGAGCGUGUUUGGGAUUGAGAAGUUGGAGGAGGGGAAGAAGAGGAUUGAGUAG
Messenger RNA from Morchella sextelata, 2091 nucleotides. RefSeq lists its product as uncharacterized. NCBI's taxonomy places the organism in Eukaryota, Fungi, Ascomycota, Pezizomycetes, Pezizales, Morchellaceae. Bases 1 to 2091 code for a protein of 696 amino acids. The transcript is spliced from 3 exons. The record is from RefSeq and is a predicted model, not a curated record. Gene Ontology annotation, cellular component: endoplasmic reticulum. Gene Ontology annotation, biological process: phosphatidylinositol dephosphorylation. Gene Ontology annotation, molecular function: phosphatidylinositol-4-phosphate phosphatase activity.